Molecule: messenger RNA, 1677 nt
Organism: Pseudo-nitzschia multistriata
Lineage: Eukaryota; Bacillariophyta; Bacillariophyceae; Bacillariales; Bacillariaceae
Source: the annotation of a GenBank genome assembly
GACCUGGAUCGCAACAAAAUCUGCCUCCGUUGUCACCUGCUCACAUUUCUGUCGAGAUGCGAGAACGAAAAAAAUGAUGAUCGUCCAACAUUCUGUAAAUGCGUUGAUUGUUCUCUGACACUUUUUAUCGAAAGACCACAAAGCCGAAUUCGAUCCGAGAAACACCGUUCAAGGCUCUUACCAUGAUGCGUUUGAUGGUGUCGGCACUGCUCUUCUUGGGCCAUUGUCCGUCUGGUCUGGUCGACGCGAAUACUGGCAUCGAAGCACUAGUUUCAAAGGCCAAACGAAAAUUUAAGUCCUAUCAGAGCGAUCCUUUGAAUUUACUCCGCGGCAUCCAAGCAGGCGAAUACGACCGAAUUUACAUCCAUUAUCACCAGUGCGUUUGGUCCGAACUAGACAGCUAUAGCGACAAUUACGAAGAAUCAGGAUGCAGCGGUGACGAGAAUGGAGGAGACAAGCCCUGGUACAUGGGCAAUACUCAGUGUUACCGAGCGAAUGUAGCAUAUUCGCUCUAUGGUGUGCGAGCGGGAGACGAGUCGCCACAGGAUGCCUGCAGGAGRCGCUAUUAUAUCAACACGUUCUUUACUAGCAAUGGGAUCGAAGAGUUUGGCGAUCUCGUAGGACUGGAGAACCACGAGGAUGCAACAACACAGUGCACUCUGGUAGGUGAUGAAGAGAACGGCGACGACGAUGCCGACGGUGCGGAUUAUGAUUCGUUCCAGCACAACACCGAAAUAUAUCCUAACGCUCAGAGCUAUACUACCUUCUGCGCCGAUGGUAGAUUUGUCAACACCCUCUUUGGUGGGGCAUAUUGCACUGGAAAAAGCGACUUGGAAGUGUUGGACCCGCUCGACGACCUUAACAGCGAACUGAUGGAAUUGGAAUGCGCCCUAGUCUACACGGCGGAGAAUGAAAACAAUGGAGGAGGCAAUGAUGUCGGUGAUGAAAACGAGAACGCACGAAAGCUUGAGGAGGGAGAACAGGAAGGAGAUGGAGACAAUGACCAGCAAGAAAACUCAGGCGACGAGGAGGACAACGAAGAUGACAACGGAGAUCAAGACAACGAAAAUCAAGAGAACGAAGGAAACGGAAACGACAAAGGCGGCACAUUGUGGAACGUGUUGUCACACUCGAGCACAUGCAGCAUCCUUGAGUAUCCGAAUGCAUGCCCAGACCCUUAUCGUGCCAAGAAACAUUUCGACAUGAACCCUCGGACUUCAAGUGGCUUUUCGCGUCGAUUGAACCCAGUCGAUUGGUUUUCCUUGGUGCUGUUUGUAUUGGGAUCGGUUCUUCUAGCAGUUACACUUUUGAUCGAAGAUCGCCAACCGGAAGAAAAGAAAUCGAAGCGAAAAGGCUUCUUUUUUACUCGACCUAGUUCUCGAUCCCGCGCUCGAUCCUGGGGAUCUCGGGGGCGAUCUCGGGGACGAUCUCGGGGACGAUCGAGAGGAGAAUCUCGGGGACGAUCGCGAGAGCACUCAACAGGAGGAGAUUAUCGAAGCCAUAGUGGUGAAUACAUGAAAGACGAUACUGAUAAAACGAUCGACACGAACGACSCACAAACUCAGAAAAAGAAAAAGGGAGGCAUGAGGGGCAUUUUCUCAAAAAAAAAAUAGGUGCAAGUAUUUUUUUUUGCCGAAGUAAUCGAUGAGUUUUGAAGGAUAAACUUCKCGUAUGUGU